AUGUAUACUAAUAAUAACAAUACAAAAUCAGGUGAGAAAGUUGAUAUAGGUUUGCUUUUGAAAAAAUUUAAAUAGGCAAACACAAAACUAAGUCCUUUACCAUUAGAGUAAUUUCAAUAAGUAGCCUUUGAUAGCAAAAUAGAACUACUGUAAUUAAUGCCUGAUUAUGAUAAAUCAUUAUUUACGAGAUUUGAAGAACUUAAUUAAGGUGCUGUGAGUGAACUCAAAAGAUCAUUCUUAUAGUCAAAAUAAAUAUGGAAUAAUUAUGGUCAUUCAUUAUUUACUGAGGAACUUGCAGAUUAACCAAAAUAUUAUACAUCAAGAAAAAUGUAAAUGAUACACAAUAGAGAUACAUUUCGAAAAAUAAAAGAACAGUAUAAAAAGUAGGAAGAAUCAUCAAUAGAGGAAGUAAAGAAAUAUUUUAAAAAAAUUAAAUCUAAAAUGCCUGAAAUAAAAUCUUAUCCUUCGUUGUAAUAUUAAGAUUUACAAAAAAUGGAAUCAAUAAGAAGAUAAAUAAAAAUAAGUGGAAUGAAUGAUUAAAAUAAUAAAAAUAAAGAUGUUUAAGAAAUGUAAAUGUAGGUCAGUCAAUAAAUCAAUGAAAUAAAAAUUAAAAAGCAAAUUGUUUAUAUUUAUAAAGAUGUAUAAAUUUAAUGGUAACCGUGUUCAAGAAAUGGAAGUACAAUGCUCUCAUAUAAUCAUAAUUUAUAUUUAUAUGGUGGUGCAGGCGCUAAAUAGAAUGAUGAUUUUUGUUGUGCUGUUGUUGAUAAAAGUUUAAUCUAUAAAUAUUUUAGAAAUUUACAAAUGGUAAUAGAUAAAGUUAGAAGAUUAACAGCAAAGUGGUUUUAGAAGUAAUCAUUCAGCUGCAAUAUAUAAAAAUUUUAUGAUAAUCUUUGGCGGGGAUGUUCAUCAAAUAUCUAACAAUAAAAGAAUAUCUAGUGAAAUCACAUGUGAUAUUAAAAUAAUUAAUUUAAGUAAAUAUAUAUUUAAAUUAUUAGUUACUAAUGAAUUAAAAGUCUUAAAAUAAACUGGUAUUAUACCUCCUCGAAAAUCUCAUAUUGCAGAGGUUAUUGGUAGAAGUAUGAUAGUCCAUGGAGGAAUUGAUAUAAAGGGUUAAUAUCUUAGAGAUAUAAUUGCUUUUGAUUUAUUAACUUAAAGAUGGAAUCAAGUUGUAAUAGAAUAAAAUAAUUGCUUUCCUGAUGGAGUUGCAUUCCAUAAAUCUGCUGCUAUUUAUUUUAGUAAUUAAAUUGAACUCUACAAAACUGAUAAUGAAUGUAAAUUGAAUAACUAAGGUGUAUAUAUAUUUGGUGGUUUUGAUAAAAAUGGUCAUUAUUUAGAUGGACUGAUAAGAAUCGAUACAACAACAAAACCUGUAGGAUUUGAAUAAGUUUAAACUAAAGGAAUGUCUCCAAGUAUUACAUAUAAAUUUAUUAUAGUUGGUCGUUGUUAACAUUCAAUGAAUUAUAUUGAAAAAUAUCAAUUAAUUGUAAUAUAUGGGGGAAAGAAUGAUGAUUUAAAUAUAAAUGGUUUCUUAAAUGAUAUUCAUCUUUUAGAUAUCAAAAAUAGAACUUGGAUCUCUGUGGAUAUUAAAGGUAAUUAGGUAGCAGGAAGAUGUAAUCAUACUUCUUCUUGUAUUGACUCUAAACUUUACAUUUUCGGAGGAUACAAUUAUUCAGGAUUUGUUAAGAGUGAUCUAUUAGUAAUUGAAUUAGAUCCAGUUAUAGUUUAAAAGUUAGCAUAAGAAGAUGUUAUAACUGAAAAACCAUUCAAAUAAUAAAUGAAAGUAACAUUCAAAAACGAUUUAAAGAAAGAUUAAUUUUAAGAAAUCAAAUAAUAAAUUAACUAGAUAUGUUUACAACCUUAAAAAUAAUUAAAAUCAUUGCAUUAAUAUAGGAGAAUUAGUGAUAUCUUAAGUACAUAAAACUUUAAAGAAUUUAAAGUUUAAUCCUAAUAAAAUUAUAAUGAAGAAAUAUAAUCUUAAACAAAUCAAAGUUCUGUUGGGCCUGUCUUAAAACAUUUGAAAAGAACUAUGACUACAAUUGUUAAUCCAUAAUGA
This is a messenger RNA of Paramecium sonneborni, 2053 nucleotides long. Lineage: Eukaryota; Ciliophora; Oligohymenophorea; Peniculida; Parameciidae. The record is from the annotation of a GenBank genome assembly.